CAGACAAUCAGACAGAAUCAAAAACAAAAUGUCACACCGACAAAGUAAUUGCGUAUUUUGGUUGUGUGAUUUAUAUUAAAACUAAAUAAUUUGUUGUAAAUAAGUUAUGUUAAGUGUUGUUUUUAAGUUUUGUAAAUAAGAUUGCAAUGUGGUGUGUAAACGUAAAGUUUUAAAUGUGCAGUGAACUUACAUAUAGUGAAAGUUUAUGUCUAGCCGAAUAUCGAAAUAGAUACAAGGGAUAGUUGCGAAAACGACACAAGUUACUAAAAUAUAACUUAAUUAGACAUGGUAGUUUGCUGGUCAAACUGCUCAUAGUGCCUAGAUCACAGAUACAAUGGGGCAGCAGACAUCAAGAAAGAGCGGCGAAUGCACGUGCGGCUGCGGCGCGUGGGAGCGGCGACGCUACGUCGAGUCGCCGAGCAGCGUGCACAGAUACGUCAGCGCUGUUACCGAUAGAUGGAGCGGUCGGCAGUGCUCGUGCCGGCGGCGGCGCUGGCGACGCGCCGCGUGCGUGUGCACCGCGUACAGGCGCGUUAGCGACGCGUGCAACGACGACCGAUUAGCGGCAGUAUUGACGCUGGGCGCGCGUGACCUGAGGCGGGAGUUGGAAUCUAUUGUCAUAAAUACUGAUGGUGAUACAAAUAUAGAGGAUGUGGAACCGACGGCUGAGGUUUAUGUGCUCUCCGUCGCACCGCGCACUGAAGGCGAUCUCCCCCCAGAUGCGAGGGGCAAUGAAUUGGUGCAGAGCAAUGAUGGAUCCAUCAGGCGGUUUCAGGUGGUGUGCGGCAGUGAACUACGCGCUCUGCUCUUACGGGCCCCAUCGUUACAGCACUCGUUGCCUGCAAACGCACACACUAAAGUGCAUACACAGGUGGACUACAAGCACUGUCUAGUGCCGGACCUGCAAGAGAUCACGGCCUGCUCGUUCUACUGGGGCAAGAUGGACCGCUACGAGGCUGAACGCUUGCUCGAUAAUAAACCCGAAGGCACGUUCCUGCUGCGCGACUCUGCGCAAGAGGAGCACCUGUUCUCUGUGUCGUUCCGCAAGUACGGUCGCUCGCUACACGCGCGCAUAGAACACUAUCGGCACCGGUUCAGCUUUGACUGCCACGACCCGGCCGUGUUCGCGGCGCCCACCGUCACCGGCCUCAUCGAGCACUAUAAGGACCCCGCGUGCGUGAUGUUCUUCGAGCCGAUGCUAACGGCGCCCUUACCGCGAACCGCGCCCUUCUCGCUGCAGCAGCUCGCGCGGGCCGUCAUCGUGUCGCACACCAACUAUGACGGUGUGGAGCAGCUCCCCCUCCCCGGGCGUCUCCGCGCGUACCUCAAGGAGUACCACUACAGGCAGCGCGUGCGCGUGCGACGCCUCGAGCGCGACCUGUACCACUGACUAACGGUGACUGUACGUGACUAACGGUGACUAUACGUGACUAUGAAUGACUAUAAGUGACUAUACGUGACUAUGCGUGACUAUAUGGGUAUAUACGUGACUAUAAGAGACUAUACGUGACUAUAUGU
Molecule: messenger RNA, 1518 nt
Organism: Colias croceus (clouded yellow)
Lineage: Eukaryota; Metazoa; Arthropoda; Insecta; Lepidoptera; Pieridae
Gene: SOCS5
Product: suppressor of cytokine signaling 5-like
Exons: 12
Coding region: 335-1390 (351 amino acids)
Biological process (GO): intracellular signal transduction; phosphatidylinositol phosphate biosynthetic process
Cellular component (GO): phosphatidylinositol 3-kinase complex
Molecular function (GO): 1-phosphatidylinositol-3-kinase regulator activity
Source: RefSeq, a predicted model, not a curated record